UCCGAGCGACAAAUCCCGAAUACACUCGCGCUGCUCCUGCAGAGACACCGAGAAGAUAGCGAUUCAGAAGAGUUUAACCUUGAACCAUUUAAGUAACCAUGACCAGAACACUUGGACUACUAAUGCUCCUCUCCGCUCUCUGCUGUGGCCUAGCAGACAAUGUGGAGCUGCUCCGCACUAAGAGAGGGACUCGUUUUUACAGAGGUGAGCCUGGCAGGCAGCCAGCUAGACGGACGCUUUUGAUUAUUCAUGUCGAGAAGUCUUCACCUUCCUUUGACACCUCCAUACAUUGUGUGGAGCGUGAGACAUCAGCUGUGCGUGGUUUUGGGGACACUUGGCUGCGAUGGAGGGGACAGCGUGUGGAGUAUUGCCGUUGUGCAUUAGGAGGACAAGAGCGUUGUCAUAUUGUGCCCGUCAUCAACUGCUACGUGUCUCAGUGCUACAACGGAGGAACCUGUAAGGAGGCCGUCUACACUUCAGACUACAUUUGCCAGUGUCCUCCAGGCUUCAGUGGGGCUCAGUGUGAGAUUAACACCAACGAGAAGUGUGCUGUGGGGCAGGGUGAAGGGUACCGCGGCACGUGGAGUAUGAGCCAGUCAGGGACAGAGUGCAUCAACUGGAACUCUACGUCUCUGAGAGGAAGGAAGUUCACAGCUAGAAAAGUGGACGCCAGCAGUCUUGGACUGGGCAAUCACAACUUCUGCAGGAACCCUGACAAUGACAGCACUCCUUGGUGUUACAUCUAUAAAGGCACUCAGAUCGUCUGGGAGUUCUGUUCCUUGCCCAAAUGUCCAGAAGAUAAGUACCAAGAAUGUGUGCUGGGCUCUGGUCUGUCAUACAGAGGCACAAUAUCUGUCACUAAGAGCGGCUCUCGCUGUCUCCCGUGGGACACUCCUGCUGUCAAGCGCAAGCUCAACAAUGCUUGGAAGUCUGAUGCGUUGGAGCUGGGGCUGGGCAGUCACAGUUUCUGCAGGAAUCCAGACGGUGAUGCGGGUCCAUGGUGUCACACCUACAAGAACAUGCAGCUGACCUGGGAGCUGUGUGACAUACCUAAAUGCUCGAGACGUCCAUCAACCACCUCUACUGUUGGCCCACGUGCCCCCACAACUAACAACAAUAACAGAGCAACAUGUGGCCAGCGUUUAGACAACACCCUGAAUCGCCCAUCGUUCCGCAUGUUUGGGGGCAGAGAGAGCGAUAUCACGGAGCAGCCGUGGCAGGCGGCCAUUAAUGUUUACCAGGCCCGUCUCAGAAAACACUUUCACCGAUGUGGAGGAGUCCUCAUUGACUCCUGUUGGGUCCUGUCUGCUGCACACUGCUUCGAGGACAAUGAUAAAGCGGAAAAAUUGGAAGUGAUUUUGGGACGAACGUUUCGGAAACAGAAUUCCAGCAGUGAGCAGAUUUUUAAGGUUGAGAAGUACUGGAUCCAUGAUGAAUUUGACAACAACUCAUUUGACAAUGACAUCGCUCUCUUGAAGUUGCAGACGGACAUUGGCAUCUGUGCUGUAAACUCUCCAGAGGUUCUUCCUGCGUGUCUGCCUGAACAUGGGCUGGUGCUACCUGACUGGACUGAGUGUGAGAUCUCAGGCUAUGGAAAAGACUCUGAAUUUUCUGCAGAGUACUCCGAGCGUGUUAAAAGAGGUUAUGUUCGCCUGUGGCCCAAAGAGCGCUGCAUCCCAGAUGUGCUGUCUGGACGCACAGUUACCUCCAACAUGCUGUGUGCAGGUGACACCCGAGGCCUGGAUGAUGCCUGCAAGGGAGACUCUGGUGGUCCGCUCGUCUGUCGAAACAAUGACAAGAUGACUCUGAUGGGUGUGAUCAGCUGGGGUGAUGGGUGCGGACAGAAGGAUAAGCCUGGGGUCUACACCCGUGUCACCCAUUACAUCGACUGGAUCAACAGCAAAAUUAAGGCAAACCCGGUCUGAAGUCAGAGAGACUGCAAAGAAGAUGCUGUUGGAUGACAUUACCCAUAAACAAAGUGGGUUAAAUAGCAAACGCACGUAUGUUUAUCAUUGAGAAGAUAGACAGGGAGACCAACAGGACUCUGAUUGUCUUCAGAGCUUGUUUAUCUGUUGCUCUAAAUCCAAACUGAUGGAUGCUUUAAACCAGCAGGAUCACUCCUAAAGAGGUGCACAUGAAGGACCUCAAUCAUGAGUUUUCAUGCUCACUGAAGCUCCACAGUCUCAAGUUUUCUGUUCCUUACUGUGUUGAAUGUGACAGGAUAUGUGGACAGAAACACAGGACAAACUCUGGUUCCUCCUUCUGGUCCAUCUUGAUCUCAAAAACUAUUUUUGCCUUUUCAUGCAUACAGUGUUUUCAUAUGUUUUGUCAGUGUUGUGUCCACCAAACUGGAGGUUCAGCCAGUGACCCUAACCGGAAAAACAGGAAAUAUCUGUAUGUUCUUCUUACUCUUUCUGGCUGGCUUUAUGCUGGUUUCUAUAAAGAAGUCACAGUGGUAGACUUCAGGUCAGUAGCACUUUUAAUGCAAAAGAACACUCCACUCAACAUAAGCAUUUACUUUGUAAGGUGCAGUAAGUCACAUAGGAAUGUUUUUGCUGCAGAUUGUUUUACAGACUUGUCUUUUAGGUGUGAGAUUAUAUUGCCUUAACCAGUUUUAACGCAAAUUGUUCUGCCUUUGCUUACUUUGAUGCUUGAGGGCGUUUAGACCUUCAUCCAAAACACAAAACGUAUCUGCUGGUUCAGAUUUUGCUUGUUUUUGCAGUUUUAGCUCCCUGCUGCCUUGUAAAUGGGAAUCGAUUUGUACAGGUGGAAGCAAGACACUCUGAGUUACUCCCUCCAUACAACAAACCUGUGUCCUGAUACUUAAGCGUCACUAUAGAGUAAAAGCAAAACCUCACUUGCUCUUUACAAUUUGUUUUUUACCACAUUUCAAGAGCACUUCUCCACCGGACACCUGGGUUGAGCCCAACAUGUAUAUAACAAAAGACAUUGUCUGAAUACUGGUUUUAUAUUGAAAAUGUCUAGUGGCUGUUCUACAUUCAACUGCUUAUUGACUGCAAAGCUUAUCUCUUUUGUUCUGUGACUGGGUUUUAGAUGUUUUGUCCUAAGUUAAUAUUUAUGCGUAUUUUAUAUUGUUUUAGAGAAACUACUUUUGUACUUUGUUUACUGUAGUUAAGUAAUUUAUUGUCGCUGCCAUUAUAACCACAUCUGGCAACAUACUCCUUUAUCAAUAAAUAAUAGUUGAAAUAAA
Messenger RNA from Micropterus dolomieu (smallmouth bass), 3211 nucleotides. RefSeq names its product plasminogen activator, tissue (gene plat). The record is from RefSeq and is a predicted model, not a curated record. The transcript is spliced from 15 exons. Bases 99 to 1925 code for a protein of 608 amino acids. Gene Ontology annotation, biological process: smooth muscle cell migration; plasminogen activation. NCBI's taxonomy places the organism in Eukaryota, Metazoa, Chordata, Actinopteri, Centrarchiformes, Centrarchidae. Gene Ontology annotation, molecular function: serine-type endopeptidase activity.